AUGGACUCAGGCGGGGUACGCCGAUCAACCUCCCGUCCGCGUCCUUCAUCCCGACCUACAACCCCGCUUCGGCCUGGUUCACGGACAUCGAUUCGAGAUUCCUACGCUUUCGGAGGAAGUUUGAAUCAGGAUGGUGUCUUCCAACCAGCCGUCAAUGCGCUGGAACCCCAGUUUGCGGAGUUAGCGGAUUCAAUGGCAGAUCUCGAAGCCAAUUUUAUGCAUCUCCAGCUAAUGCAUGAGAGCUUGUCGCGGUUUAAUGAGAGCUUCGCUAGCUUCUUAUAUGGAUUAAAUAUGAACGCUUUUUGUGUUGACUUCCCCGAGGCGCCCAUUCCAGAUUCCUUCAAGAGAGCGAAGCAAGCAGAAGGACUUCUGAUACCUCCUUUGUCGAUAAUCCUCCUGUAUCAGCCAAAUCGAGCUCAAAAAGCACAGUUCCCGCUUCCUCAACUCGCGAUUCUAGACAAUCCAGCCGUGCUUCAGUCGGAGGCCGCUAUUCGACUCGAGGGUCCACGCGCGGUCGUACCAGCGGGCUUGCAAGACCCAGAGCUCGUGGAAUUCGGUAGCUGA
Molecule: messenger RNA, 564 nt
Organism: Histoplasma mississippiense
Lineage: Eukaryota; Fungi; Ascomycota; Eurotiomycetes; Onygenales; Ajellomycetaceae
Exons: 3
Coding region: 1-564 (187 amino acids)
Biological process (GO): mitotic sister chromatid biorientation
Cellular component (GO): mitotic spindle pole body; mitotic spindle; mitotic spindle polar microtubule
Source: RefSeq, a predicted model, not a curated record